This is a messenger RNA of Ogataea philodendri, 1815 nucleotides long. RefSeq lists its product as uncharacterized. The transcript has a single exon. Gene Ontology annotation, cellular component: membrane. The coding region runs from base 1 to 1815 and encodes 604 amino acids. Gene Ontology annotation, biological process: transmembrane transport. Lineage: Eukaryota; Fungi; Ascomycota; Pichiomycetes; Pichiales; Pichiaceae. The record is from RefSeq and is a predicted model, not a curated record. Gene Ontology annotation, molecular function: myo-inositol:proton symporter activity.
AUGUCCUCCGAAAAGAUCCUUGACUCUCCAGCGGACACUGAGGCCGCUCCUCAGGAUUACAAUAUCCUUAGUAAUUACUCAGAGGAACAGGUCAUGUCAAUGGCCAGAAACUAUGCAAACAAAUACGAUCUAGACCCCGAGCUGUUUGCAAAAGCCGGAGCAGUGGCUAGGGCUCCCUCCAUGUUCAACUCGAUGCCUUUUUUGAGCGAAGACGAGAAAUCGUCCCUUCAUGAGGAGAUUCACCACCCUUGGAAACUGCCUAAACAAUUGUACUGGCUGAUUUUCAUGGCCUCUAUGGGUGCUGCCGUGCAAGGUAUGGACGAGACCGUCAUCAACGGUGCACAAUUGUUCUAUCCCGACUACUUUGGUUUGGGAGCAGAUACAGACAGAAACAGUUGGCUGGUGGGAUUGAUCAAUUCGGCUCCUUAUCUGUGCUGUUCGUGUCUUGCAUGCUGGACCACUGACUGGCUCAACGAAAAGUUCUCCAGAAGGGGAACCAUCUUCAUCACCUGUACAAUUUCCGCCGUGACAUGUAUCUGGUCUGCAUUGACUAACAACUGGUACCAUCUAUUUAUUUCCCGUUUCUUCCUGGGUUUCGGUAUUGGUCCAAAGAGUACCACUGUGCCAGUGUAUUCUUCCGAAUGUGCGCCGGCUAAAAUCAGAGGAUCUCUGGUGAUGAUGUGGCAGAUGUGGACGGCUUUUGGUAUCAUGUUAGGAGAUGUGAUGUCGCUGGCGUUCUACAAGGUGCCUUCGCAUUCGAUCCACAAGGGUCUCGAGUGGAGACUCAUGCUUGGUUCGGCUUCGCUGCCAGCUUUCUUGGUGAUGAUGCAAGUGUGGUUCUGUCCAGAGUCCCCAAGAUGGUUGAUGGGUAAGGAGAGACACAAGGACGCGUUCCUGGCCUACAACCGGAUCAGAAACCAUCCUAUUCUUGCAGCAAGAGACACAUUCUAUACGCAUGUUCUGCUGCUUGAAGAGAGCUCGUACGAGAUGCCAUUCUUCACCAAGGUGAAGGAGAUGAUCACAGUGAGAAGAAACAGAAACGGAGCUGUUGGUGCGUGGGUGGUGAUGUUCAUGCAGCAGUUCUGUGGUGUGAAUGUGAUUGCGUACUACUCGUCGUCGAUCUUCAGGGAUUCCGGAUUCUCGCUGCGGGAUUCCUUGGUUGCAUCGUGGGGUUUCGGUAUGCUCAACUGGGUGUUUGCCAUUCCGGCCUUCAGAAACAUCGACAAGUACGGUCGGAGAACUCUGCUGCUGUUUGCAUUCCCUAUGAUGUCCAUUUUCCUGCUGCUUGCCGGUUUUGCGUUCUGGAUCCACGACAGAGACGCCAAGGUUGGAGUCAUUGCAUUGGGUAUUUACCUGUUCACGAUCGUUUACUCUGCGUCGGAGGGACCAGUUCCGUUCACGUACUCGGCUGAGUGUGCUGCGUUGUACGUUCGUGAUGUCACGAUGUCGUUCGCUACUGCUACAUGCUGGUUCUUCAACUUCAUUCUGUCCUUGACCUGGCCAUCCUUGGUGCGGGCUUUCAAGCCACAGGGAGCGUUUGGCUGGUACGCGGCCUGGAACAUGGUUGGAUUCUUCCUUGUGUUGUGGCUGCUUCCGGAGACCAAGAACCUGACGUUGGAGGAGCUGGACGAGGUGUUUGACGUUCCGGCACUUGAGCAUGCACGCUACCAGACCAACUACCUGUGGAACUCGAUCCAAAGACACGUGUUCCGCAAAGAUGUUCCGCAGAUGGAGCCAUUGUACAAGACCCACCGCGUUGCCAUCCACAACAAGGAGUGGGAGGAAAUUAAACAGGGCGUGGAGCACGUCGAUUAG